This is a messenger RNA of Pogoniulus pusillus (Red-fronted tinkerbird), 4167 nucleotides long. RefSeq names its product tumor protein p53 inducible nuclear protein 2 (gene TP53INP2). The transcript has 4 exons. The record is from RefSeq and is a predicted model, not a curated record. Gene Ontology annotation, biological process: autophagosome assembly; positive regulation of DNA-templated transcription. Lineage: Eukaryota; Metazoa; Chordata; Aves; Piciformes; Lybiidae. Gene Ontology annotation, cellular component: nucleus; autophagosome. The coding region runs from base 354 to 1040 and encodes 228 amino acids.
ACGUCACGGCAGCUGUCGGAAGGGUCCGAUUAGUGCGAGGGAGCGGCGGGCGCUCGGCACAGCCGCGCCAGCGCCACCGGCCCCGCCACCGGCCCCACACUACCUCAGCGCCCCGCCGCUCCCGCUCGCAGCUCCUCGCCGCUCUGCCGUUACGAGGCCUUUGCACUGAAGCCAAGUGAAGCACCUCAGAACUGCACUGCACACCCUCAGCUACAACUUCACUAGCAGCAAAGCAUCUGCACCAGCACCCAGACCUCCAGCCCUGCUCUCCUCCCUGCCCACUGCUCCCAUCUCGGUGCCUGCAAGCCAGUGCUCAAUACUUCCCCACCCAUCCCUCUGGACCACUCCCCACCAUGUUUCAGCGUCUCACCAGCCUCUUCUUCAGCGACAGCAACACACCAGAAGGGCUAGAGGAGCCCAAGCCCUUUGUUGAGGCAGAGGAGGAAGAGGAUGGGUGGCUCAUAAUUGACCUUGCAGGCAGCCGUGCCCGCCCCGGCGCUGCCCAGCGAGCGGCUGCGGGCGGGACCGGGCGCCCGGCGCGCUGCCGCCCCACACCCCCUGGCCCGCCGCCCUUGCCGGCAGCUUCCCCGGCUCCGGCCGGUCCCUGCUUGAUGGACGAGAGUUGGUUUGUCACCCCUCCCCCCUGUUUUACUGCAGAGGAGCCUGGCCCCGAUGGUAUGGGGAGCAGCCCCAUGGAGGACCUGCUCAUCGAGCACCCCAGCAUGUCCGUCUACGUCACCAGCACCCUCGAGGUGGAGGGGGAGGGCCCCGAGGACGAUGUGAGCAGGGAGGUGCCGGAGCCCCGCCUGGAGCGGCUGGUGCCGCAGCACAGCCGGCCGCUGGCGGUGGCGGCUGCCGUCCUGGAGAAGGUGGGGCAGGCGCGGCGGGUGCAGCGUGCCAAGCAGCUGGCGGAGAAGCACCUGCUGGGCCACAAGGCCCUGCAGCGGCAGAACCGUGCCCGCCAGCGCCCGCUGCGCCGUGCCAAGCAGCACGCCGGGCCCUUCAUCCACCAGCCCUGCCAGCACCACUGCAACUACUGACCUCAGGGCGCUGCCCCCGCCAGCCCCGCGGCGGAGGGACACUGCGCCCACCCCGACACCAGCCGCGCCGGGCAGCGCCGGCCCCCACGAGCCCUGGUGCUGCCGGGGCUGCGGUCCCGCUCCACACCCCCCACACGUACACCCGGCCCCUCGUAUCCUUGUCUUCCUCCUGCCGUCCUCCGCUGCUCCCCUCGUCCUCUGCCCCAGCCGCGCCCGCCGCCCGCGGAGCCGCUGGCAGGGAGGCCGCCUCGCAGCCGCGCCAGCCGUCCUGCGGGCCGCCGGUGCUCCGCGGCGACCGCCCGACCCAGCGCCCCUCUGCCCUGACGAGCCUGUGACAUCAGUGCCUUUCUUCACGACAUCAUGAGCCCAGGUGCGGCCGGAGCGGGAUGUCGCCAGCAGACGCCGAGCGGGAGGGCAGCAGAGCGGCGGGAGCCGGGGCUGUUAGGAGGACCUCAUCCACGACACUAAGUUACGCUCCCCGCCCCCACAAGCAGCAGCCACUCCCUUCCCGCUGAGGGUUUUAACCACGUUUUUAGCACGGUAAGGCAGAGCUCCUCGCUGCCGGUCCCAGAAGGGUUCGCCGUGGGGCAGGCCUGGUGGAAAGCCUCCUGGCAGGGUCAGGCGGUGCCCCGGGGUGGGCUUUAAACGACAACCUCACAGCAAUCUCAGGAAACAAGGCACCGUCCCAGCGCCUCACCCAAGCCCGCAGCCACCCUGCCUGGGCGCAGCAGCAGCCUCACCACCGCCGGCAGUACCAGCAGGCUGCUGGCUGCCUCUUCGGAGCAAGCCCUCUCCUGGAGCCACUGCCCGAGCCACACCCUCAGAGGCGGAAUCAGAGCAUCACACAGCGGGAGGGGCUAGAGGGCACCUCUAAAGCUCAGCCACUCCCACCCCCUGCCAGAGCAGGACCACCCAGGGUGAGUCACACAGGAACACAUCUUGAAGUUCUCUACAGAAGGAGGCUCCACCACCUCUCGGGCAGCGCGGUCCAGUGCUCUGCCACCCCCUGCAGCACAGAGGUUCCUCCUUACGCUUAGAUGGCACUUGCUGUGUUCAAGUUCAUGCCCACUAUCUCGUGUCCUGCGUGGCCGUGUUUCUCCAUACCCUUGGAAGAGGCACCUGUAGAGCCAAGGAGCGUCACUGUCCAGCGUUAGUCCCUGGGAGGGGAAGCUGAGGCAGGGACCUGCACAGCUGGUGGCCAAAGCAUGUCAAAGCUGGUGGUGAAGGGAUGUUGAAGAGGAAGCCAGAGGGAAGAGGAUGAAGCAAGGGCAAAGAUGGACCUGGGAGUGGCUGUGGAAGGACAGGAUAGGGCAGGCCCCGGCAGCAGGGCUGGGCCAGAGGAUGGCUGCAGUGGAGCCUCCUUCCCCACUACAAGUUGCCUCAUUUCCCAGGAGGGGCCAAAUCCUGCCGGCAGCAGCACUGCUUUAGGCUGCACAUCGCUGCCCUCCCCGUGACAGACUCAUUCUGCCUUGCCUCGGGCAUGGUCCAGGCUUUUCACUGGCUCCAGCAACAGCUCAGCUGGCUCCAAACCCAGCAGGAAUUUGCCCAUCCCCUCCUGCUCCCUUUCUUUAGUGACUGGUUUUGAACUUUGCGCCCUGAAGAAGGUCUGCCCAUCGUGUCCUGGCUGCAGCCAGCUCACAGCCCAGAUUCCCACCCUCAGAAACAAGAAGUACUCCCACCCUCACCCUCCAAACCCGCUGAUCUCACAAGAGUCUUUUCCACAUUACAUCCCUUAACAUCAGCUUAGGCCCUAGGCUGAGAGCCCAACCUCAUCGAUGUUUCUAACGAGAUGCAAAUCCAGUUGAACCCUCUGAGGAGCAGCAGCCUGCAGCUCUGUGCCUGGAAGCCUGCAGCAGCCUGCAGCUCCGUGCCCUGCAGCAGCAGGGGGCAGCUGAGGAUGCAGCUCACUCCCACGACUCUGCAUUCCCAGAACCACGGAAAGAAUGGAAAACCUAUUCCAAACACCUCCGUCAGCCUUCCCCAUCCAAUUCUUCCAGGCCAGUUCCUUGUUUCAAGUCCUCCUGAGCCCUGGUGCCCUCGUCACACGAGUGAUGCGAUGCCCCUGGGGCAAGCACAGUGCCAGCUGCUGUGGCAGCAGAGACGCCGGUUUGAUCUGCUGCUCCUCCAGCCUCGCUGCGGAGCGUGGCAGCAGCAGGGCAGAGUUUUCCCGGCGGCGGUUGACAGCGGAGAAGGAGCAGGCUGGGGAGCCCAGCGUUGCCCCCGCCCUUGGCACCGCCCAGCCUCUCCUCGGGGCUCGCCGCAGUCACCGUCCCUCAGCGCCAAACGCAGGCCCUGCUGGAGGGCAGCCUGCUUCAGCUCUGCUGUCUGCUCGGCUCAAACGUUUACGUCCUUUGGCUUCCUGGGCCUCACAGCAAAUGCCUUCUCCACCCGAAGUGGUGCCCAGUACGAACUGGGAGCGUGCCCCCUGCCACAGGGGUUCUGGCACAAGACGGGGCUGAGCCUGAGCUCUCUGGUGUCCGAUGGAUGCCCACUGAGGUGCUGCUGCCCUGUGUGGCUGGUGGUGAGCUCAGUGACAGUGUUAGACGUUUCUCUCCGGCCCAAACACACAUCAGGCAGUGGAGCAGGCAGCAGCCUCCCGCCCCUGCUCCACUCUGCAUCUCCUCCUGUGCAGCCGAAACGCCUCCAGUCCCUCCGGAGUGGCCCUGAAGUGAGAUGCUGGCAGUGGCAGUCUCACCCCUGCUGCAUCUCCCGGCACAGGACAGGCUGCGGGUGGCAAGGCUGGCCAGGAGCAGUGUGCCUGGGGUGGAUGCUGCCAAGUCUUGCCUGCCAGGCUUUCCUGUGCCCAGCAGUCUGCUUGCAGACGGUACCCCCUCCUCUGCGUCCCACCCGUCCCUCCUGUGCCAGGAGCCCUUGGCGGUGCUCCCGCGGGGGCUCACUGCGGUGGUGGCAGCUGAUAGAGGGCACCCAGCCCCCACCUCCCCUGCCCGAGGCCCUGGCUGUCGCUCCGUCCUGGUUUGCAGAAGCGAGUGCAAGCCUUUCUCUUCCCCUUCCUUCUCUCUGUGCCAGUCUGUGCCCAGCCAGCGCAGGACACGAUGCAGGACUCUGAGCUCACUUUAUAUCAAGCUGAUGUUUAUAAAGGAUUAAUAAAUUAUUAAUAACCUUUUCA